This is a messenger RNA of Penicillium antarcticum, 945 nucleotides long. RefSeq names its product 1,3-beta-glucanosyltransferase Bgt1 (gene bgt1). The transcript has 3 exons. Bases 1 to 945 code for a protein of 314 amino acids. NCBI's taxonomy places the organism in Eukaryota, Fungi, Ascomycota, Eurotiomycetes, Eurotiales, Aspergillaceae. The record is from RefSeq and is a predicted model, not a curated record. Gene Ontology annotation, biological process: cell wall organization; carbohydrate metabolic process. Gene Ontology annotation, cellular component: extracellular region; fungal-type cell wall; cell surface. Gene Ontology annotation, molecular function: glucan endo-1,3-beta-D-glucosidase activity; 1,3-beta-glucanosyltransferase activity.
AUGCGUGCUGGUAUCCUCUCCAUCCUGUUGGCCGCUGCCCCGGCCCUUGUUUCCGCCAAGGGUACUCUAGGUUUCUCUCUCGGUGACAAGAACGCCGAUGGCACUUGCAAGUCGACUAGCGACUAUGAAGCCGACUUCGACGCUCUGAAGGACAUGUCCACUCUUGUCCGCACCUACUCCGGUACCGAGUGUAACACUCCCCAGAACAUUCUGCCUGCCGCGAAGAACAAGGGGUUCAAGGUUGUUUUGGGCAUGUGGGUCGGCAAGCCCACCGAUACCAACGACCUGUUCUCUGAGCCUUCUUUCGCCAAGGACUGGUCCGCCAUCCAGAAGGCCAUCCCCGGUCACGAGGAUGUCAUCCACGCCAUCACCGUUGGCUCCGAAACUCUCUACCGCGGUGACCUGACCGGACCCCAGCUUCACGCCUACAUCAAGCAUGUCAUGAACGGUGUCCCCAAGGGUGUCCUUGUUGGUACCGCCGACAGCUGGAACAAGUUCGCUGACGGUACUGGCGACGACCUGUUCACCCAGGAGCCCAUUGUGACCUAUGUUUUGGCCAACGCCUUUGCUUACUGGCAGGGCACUGCUGCCGACAAGGCUCACGAGACUUACUUCGACGAUAUGGCCGGUGCCAUGCAGCACAUCCAGAAGGUUGCUGGUGACAACGCCGACAAGAUCAACAUUGUCAAUGGCGAGACUGGCUGGCCCACCGAUGGUGGCUCGGACUAUGAGGCUGCCAAGGCUGGCACCAAGAAUGCUGAGACUUUCUGGAAGACCGGUGUCUGUGGUAUGCUGGACUGGGGUGUCGAUCUCUUCUACUUUGAGGCCUUUGAUGAGUCCUGGAAGCCCGAUUCCAAGGGUGACAACGGUGAGCUCAAGGAUGAGCAGCACUGGGGUCUGUUCACUGCCGACCGCAAGACCAAGUUCGAUACCUCCUGCCCUUAG